AACUCGAGCUAGAUAUAAGCUAUGGCAAAAGCCCCAUUAAACUGCCUUGUUUAGGCUCCAUCUACAUCUAAACCUCUCACUCUGGCUACCUCAAUAUGGGGCUUCAGCUCCUUGAGGAAAUCUCUGUCUCAUCGCGAUUCACCUGCAACGCUGUCGCUGGCGUGGUACAACCACUUUAGCACCUUGUGCCAGCACCUUGAUUGAGGUAACCCAACCUACCAUCCAGGCCCAUGCCUUGGAGACGAUGCUGGCCAUUGAAACCCGCCCAUGUGUGUGCUGUGGCGCUGGGGCCAGUCCAAAGCCAGGGUUUAGUAGAAUCUCACCUCCAGCUAGGAACGGGACUUGGUUAACAAUGCCACGCGGCAUGGGAGGCGUAAGAGGCAAAUUCUUCGUCGAUACAGGCUCCCUUUGCACCCAUCCAGAAACGAUUUCUGCUGCGGUGCCACAAAUAGUGCCUCCUGGGUAUCAUCGAGCAAACAAAUGAAUUGCCCUUGUUGUGUGAUAGCCAGGAGCACGAAACAAACAACAACAAGCGAUUCUCAAAUGCGCAGAUCCCAUCGUCAGACGUCUCAAAAUUGUUUAAGCCUCCGUGGCUCCACUACCGAGUAGGAAACGAUCCCGCUUACAGGGGUUGUUGGUGGGAGUGAUCUUCAGACGGGCGCGACGCACGAUUGUAUUAAGCCUGGCGCCAAUCUUUCGUCAUGGUGUUAUCAGGCACGUUGCCUGUCCCUCCACGCUGAGAGGCUGGAGGGUCAGGCCAAGAAAGGCAUGGAGCAAAAUUGCAGCCCAUCACGUCUCGUUGUUGACAUAGGUAACUGCAACAAGGCUGUGUUACUGGCGAUCGCAUCGUCACGGUUGAAUGGUAUGUACACUGAUAUCAGAGGCAAAGUCUAUCGAUUGCGUAGUCAGUCACGCGAGGGUUUAUGAGAUCAAACCUGACGUUAUGCAGCGAAGAUUAUCGGGAGCAAGCAACUACCGUGCUGGAUUUGUGGAAGUUUGUCAGGACAAUUCGGCUUUUGCUAUGGAUGUUUCCAGAGUUUAGGUACUCCCUUUGGCUACCUCAGAAUAUAUCCAUAGCAAAACGGCCUAGCAUCUCCAGUCAGCUCACAUAUGUACUCCGUAUCUCGAAAACGUUUGCGUAUUUCAAAGAGGGUUUCAUAUUCAAUUUUGACUAUAUAAUGGAUAUCAAUCAUCGCUAUUUUUAUUUCAGGGGAAAUCUUACAGCAGCUAGUGUUUUAUUAGCGUUCUUCUGUUGGUACAUUGCAGAGUUGCAAUGAUCCGGGGUUGCUGGUGACUUUAAAAGGGCCUGUAUCAUAAAGGUUUCGAGCAGCUGUUCCAACGACCCUUUGUUUACGUUGCAAAUUUAGAGUUUAAUACUAUGGUAUGACCUGCAUGAAUCGCCCGUGUUUCAAAUCAUGCGAAUGUAAGUUGGGCACAAUCGCAACUCGAAACAUCGUCGACGUUUUCCUUCCCCAGAAUCUUGAGUCUGAUUCAAGUUUGGACAUGGUAAUCCUCGGAAGUUUUCAGGUUCUGAUGUUCUUAUCUGCAUUUUGA
This is a messenger RNA of Fusarium odoratissimum NRRL 54006, 1554 nucleotides long. RefSeq lists its product as uncharacterized. The record is from RefSeq and is a predicted model, not a curated record. Bases 924 to 1277 code for a protein of 117 amino acids. Lineage: Eukaryota; Fungi; Ascomycota; Sordariomycetes; Hypocreales; Nectriaceae. The transcript has a single exon.